Molecule: messenger RNA, 4141 nt
Organism: Folsomia candida
Lineage: Eukaryota; Metazoa; Arthropoda; Collembola; Entomobryomorpha; Isotomidae
Exons: 7
Coding region: 580-3486 (968 amino acids)
Biological process (GO): Notch signaling pathway; protein ubiquitination
Cellular component (GO): nucleoplasm
Molecular function (GO): ubiquitin protein ligase activity; protein binding; NAD+ poly-ADP-ribosyltransferase activity
Source: RefSeq, a predicted model, not a curated record
CGGUCUGAAAUAAAUAAGCCCAAAAAUCGACCCUUCAAAGUCGUAGGCAGCCUUUCACACAAUGCUCCAUUGUGAAAAGCAGUAAAAGGCGAACAAAGAGAGAAAACUUCCAGCAACUUCACUGCCAUCCAGCCACAAAAACUGUGCCAAAUUGGAAUCAGUCGGUGUUUGUUGUGAUCGUCGAAAUAGAUUCGUACGUUUACUCAUCUCCACAAAUAGUAUUGCAUAAGUACAAAGUAAAUAUACAAAUGAUAAGUGAUAGGUUACCAAUUUAACGAUGGAAGUUCCUAUCACGACGAGCGACAAUCGUACCAGUUCAAACUUUAGUUUGGUACAAAGCCAUAAUAAUCAAAGUCUGCCAUCGUGUAGUUUAUCUUAUCGUAGUGUGGUAAGUUUGCUGUGAAUUUGGAUAAUUGAGUAGCCAGGAUUUGUUACAAUUAAGGUUUAGAGUAGCCUACGAUACCGUCGAUACCUUUGUCAACAGCGCCGAGCAGUGCAGUUUGUCCACCCCCAUCACCCCCGGCUACUUAUCAGUGUUCAAUUGUUGCACCGUCAAGCGAUAAUGCUGCUAACGGGUCAAUGAAACUACGAUUUUCUAAAUGUCCACAGCCACAACUUGCAGGAAAUAUAAGUCUUGGUACCCCAGAUAAUCAAGAAAAUUGCACAAUUACAAAGGUUUCGAAUCCAAUAGUGGGUACGACAGCAACUAGUACUUUCACCGCAACUACUACUAUGUCAAAUCCGCCUUAUCUCAGCGAUCCUUACGUCACAAGUGGCAAACAACCAACUCAAACUAAUUUUAAUUUCGGGUAUGGUUUAUAUGGUCCGCAAGGUUACAAUGCAAGUCCGCAAGGUCCACAAAGCAGUAAUUCAUCUGCUACCUUCACUAACUCUACAGCUACUCUUCCACCCACCCCCACGCCCACUAUACCAGCCUACAAUGGAUCAUGGUCAUCUUAUUCCCCGUAUUCGUCAGCAGGAUCAAACAUUCCAUACUAUUAUGACACGAAUCAAUAUAAUCCAACCCCACCCUCGACAACGUCAGCACCAUCACCUUCAUCAUCAUCAUCAUCGUCGUCAGGGUUUCAGAGUAUUCAGAGCGGCUUAAACUGGGUAACAGCAUCAACACCCUUAACCCCAGCACCUCCCCAAAUCCAAACACCACAACCACAAUUUCCACAACCGCCAUCGGUCGGAAAACGUAAAAGGAAUACUAAAACACCAACCGCAACGCAGUCACAGAAUUAUGCCUCAACAAUCGACAUGGUAGCAUCCAUGGCGUACCAAAUGCCGACAAGUGUGCCACAAACACCACAGAUGCAAGCACCACAACCGCAACCGCAACCACCACCAGCACCUAAGAAACCCCCAGGAAAACGUAAAACUAAAACCAUUAAAAAUCCGCCUAUACCCCCACCAUCAACAUUCCAACCAUAUUAUGCACCACCAGCAACAGCAUUUAACAGCAUAUCAUUCCAACCGUAUAAUUAUCUACCACCAAUUACUACUUCCGUAACGCCUAUGCCAUACACCACCCCGGCAACACUACUGCCAUACACCACUCCGGCAACACUACUGCCACCACCACCGCCACCGACCGCGCUGCCAUUCGUACCUCCAAACCAUCAGGAGUAUCUCGACGACACAAUCGCAGGUCUCGCUCCAUACAAAUUAUUUCCAGUCAGUGACACCACACCAGAGUACGCAACUCUUACGGAAUUAUUGAACCCCGUCAAAAUAACGACAGUACAACAAGUAGUGAAUCCCGACCUGUGGGCUAGAUUCGUCAACACCCGGAAGGAAAUGCUCCGUUCUAAAAGUGACGAUCUUGGUCUCCUAUCCAAUUUAGGGCUUGACGACAAGCAAGUCGUACGAAGUGCACAAAUGUCUUUUAAUUAUGAUAAGGAUGCCGCCGUCGAAGCUACCCCAUACACGGAUAACAUGGCGCUGCUCUUUCAUUGUACAAGAUCAGCGACGAGUAUCGAUCCAAUCUUGGCUCAAGGAUUAGACGAGCGCGUGGGAAAUGCUGGCGGAGGAUUACUUGGGAGGGGAAUUUAUUUUGCGGAUAAUCCACAAAAGUCGAUUAAUUAUGAUGGUGGAACCGGAAUUGUGCUCGUUUUUGGAGUUUUGCUCGGAGAUUGUUUGUCCGUGGAUCAUCUACCGAAUAAAAAUCAAUUAGUGAGAGAGCCGGAAAAGAGUAAAAACCAAAAGAGGAAUUAUAACGAUUCAUUUUUUGAUUCGAUUGUUGCACGACCGGCGUCGGAUAACGAGUAUGUAAUUUAUAACAGGUAUCAAUGCUGUCCUUUGUACAAAAUCAAUUACCAAUCUGCCACCCACAUGCCAUCGUCUUCUCGCAAUUCGCAAAAUAGCACUGCCUCCUUCCGCAGUAAAUUACCACCUCUCGCCUGGAAACCAUCAGCUCCGGGCUCGAUCCCGCUACCACCUGCUUCGUCCUCGUCCCAGCCAUGGCCAUUUUUUGCUGGAACUAUAUUCUCGCAGAUGGGCGUCGGACAACAGCAACCUCAACCCACAGUCCAAGAUGCAGUCGUGGAUGAAAGUGACGACUCUGUCGUUGAUAAAUUAGCAACGUUAGCAAAUCUUGGAUUUUACGAUCUUGACCUGAAUCGAGAACUACUAAAGAAAUUUAGAUACAAUAUUGAUCAAACGGUAAACUACCUGCUGGAUCAUGGAGAUCAACAAAGUGUUUCUCCAGUUCAACCAAUUGACAUUAUUGACCUUUCCGGCGACCCCGACCCCGCAACGCCCGGACCAAGCACGUAUUCUUCCUCCCUUCGAACCAGCAAAACGGCGGAAGAACCUGAGUUAAAGGAACUGACAGACCAAGAUAUUCUAGACUGGGCGACAGAUUUUGAUCAAGAUUAUUUAUCACCACCAAUUUCAAGUGACCUUUCAGCACCUGCAACAAGCACAGAAAUGGAGGACUGUCCAAUUUGUUGUAAUAGCUACGUCUCGAAUUCUCCCACCGACUGGAACGAGCUCGCCUGCACGCACAAAUUAUGCACGGCCUGCUACAAACAGAUUGAAAUUACUCGGAUGACAAUGUCCGGUGUAACACACAGGUCGAUUAGAUGUCCCUUCUGCCAAGCUAUCUGUGGAAUUGAAGUGGGAACGUGUCCUGUCGGAAUAAUGCGAGAAACUCAAAGUUCAAUACCCUGCACGGGCUACGAGAAGUGGGGGUCCAUCGCAAUAACGUACAAUGUUACCGGGACUCAUCCACUCAACAGGACGGCAUUUCUUCCAGAUAAUGACGAAGGGCAGAAAGUUCUUCAACUUUUGAGGACUGCUUGGGACCGGAGGUUGUGUUUCACUAUUGGAACCAGCGUGACGACAGGACAGCAAAACGUGCUGGUUUGGAACAUUCAUCACAAAACGUCACAGUCAGGCGGGGUCCAAUCAUACGGGUAUCCAGAUCCUAGUUACUUAGACAGGGUAAAAGCCGAGUUGAGGGCGUAUGGAAUUGAGUAAAAAGACUGACAUGCGAAACAGCAAUGGUAAUAAUUUGCAUGUAAACGAAUAUGUAAGUUUAUUACUCUGCAAGAAAUAAUUAUGUGUGAUGUAAGUUUACUUAUAUUUUUGGAUACAAUGUUGUCACACAAUUUGAUAAAAAUUAGAGUUCCUAGCGAAAAAAAGUAUCUUGUUCAUAUAAAAAUAGCAUUUAAAGAAAUUUGUACUUCGCAAGUAUUUUGUUUAAUUUUAACUAGUACUUCCUUACCCUAUUUUCUGUCAUCGUAGAUUUGAGGCAUGUACAUACACUAAUUAUAAUUGAGAGAUAACUUAUUUAUCUGUCCCUCAUAUGUAUGUAUCUAUGUCCGAUUUGUUUCCAUGCAAUCUACUUGAAGAAAACUUUACUGCGACAAUUUUACGCACUGACAGUUCGCCUUCGUCCUUCUCUGUCUUAUUGUUCUGUACUAAGUAUUUACAUACCUUAAUAUGUUUUGAUAUACGGAUAAUGAACGAUAUUUUAAAGAAAGAAGGGAAACUUGUUCCCUUUUUAGAUAAAGAUGAUCAAAUUUUAUAACUAUGUAUAUUUUUAUGUAAUACAAACGGGCAAAUGUAUUAUGUGCAAAUACAUAUCGUUGUUCAGUAAAUAAAAGACUUGAUCGAAAUUAGUAUAUAUUAA